Messenger RNA from Sardina pilchardus (European sardine), 2990 nucleotides. RefSeq names its product B-cell receptor CD22-like. The record is from RefSeq and is a predicted model, not a curated record. Bases 139 to 2118 code for a protein of 659 amino acids. The transcript has 11 exons. Lineage: Eukaryota; Metazoa; Chordata; Actinopteri; Clupeiformes; Clupeidae.
AUCAAGUAUCACCUAAAUAUGUCAAGCAUUCAAAGGCUGUUUUAGAACAUGAAGGAUUGAUAUGUCUCAUGGCAUGUAUAGGACUCUGCAUCUGAGAGAGUGAAAACUUCCCUUUUUCUGACCGUCACUGUUUUCAGCAUGAUCCAAGGUGUAUCUGGUGAUAGGUGGCACAUUAAGGUCCCUCAAUCCUCUGUCUGUGCUGUGGCCGGGUCCACUGUGGUCAUUCCAUGCUCUUUCACUCAUCCUCCCAACGUAACAGUGAAGAAGGUUUUGUGGACGAUCAGUAACAGGUCGGACGAAGACCUCUUGGAGAAUCCAGAGUACAUGAGCAGAGCUCAGCACAAUGGUGAUAUGAUGAACAACUGCACUCUGACUCUCAGAGAUGUAGACCUAUCAGACAGUAGAGUGUAUUAUGUAAGGAUUUUAACAGAUGAACAGGAAGUGUAUCCUCUGCCAACAGAGCCGAUUGGAGUCACACUGUUAGUUACUGAUCUUUCUGUUGAGGGGGCUGGGCCUGUGGUUGAGGGAGAAGAGGCGAGGCUGAGAUGCAAACACUCCUGUGGGUUUGAUGACAACAACCCCACAGUGACAUGGACAAAGAACGGCCAAGGUGUACUUACUAGACAAACAGACAACAGCGAUCUUGUCCUCCAGAACAUCAGGAUUGAGGAUGAGGGUUAUUAUUCCUGUGCGUUAACAGAUGAUGAAAGACAUCCAUCCAAAGAAGUGAUGCUCAGAGUGAUGUACGCACCAAGAAACACCUCAGCAUUGGUCAGUCAGUCUAAUGAAAUAGUGGAGGGUAGUUUAGUGAGACUGAACUGUAGCAGUGAUGCCAACCCACCAGUGGAGAGCUACACCUGGUUUAAGAAGAUUGGUGUAACCAUCACACAGUUAGCUACAGGGCAAGUUUACACUAUUCCUAAGGUCAGCUCCAAACACACUGGCUACUACUACUGUAAGGCCAAGAACCAGUAUGGUACCAGUAAUUCUUCAGAUGUCUACCUGAAUGUGCAGUAUGCACCAAGAAACACCUCAGCAUUAUUGGUCAGUCCAUCUGGUGAAAUAGUGGAGGGCAGCUCAGUGAGACUGACCUGUAGCAGCGUUGCCAACCCACCAGUGGAGAGCUACACUUGGUUUAAGAAGACUGGAGUAUCCAUCACACAGUUAGUUACAGAGCAAGUCUCCACCAUUCCUAACCCAUCAGUGGAGAGCUACAACUGGCUUAAUGUGGAUGAGACUACAACAUUACCCAUGACAACAGUGUCUAUUUACAACAUCAGCAACAUCAGCUUUGAACAAACUGGAUAUUACUACUGUCAGGCAGACAACAAGCAUGGCGCCAAUAAUUCUUCUGUGAUUCACCUGGAAGUUUUUUAUGCCCCAAAGAACAUCGCUGCAUCAAUAAGCCCACAGGAUGACAUACGUGAGGGCAGUUCAGUGAAUCUGACCUGCAGCAGUGACGCCAACCCACCAGUGGAGAGCUACACCUGGUACAAGAGUGGAACUGUUCCUUCUCGCAUAGGAUCUGGGCAGGAGCUCAGGAUCAUUGACCUCAACUCUGACCACUCUGGACGCUACUACUGCGAGGGACAGAACUCAUUUGGCUUCAACAGGUCUCGUGAGGUUUACCUGGAGGUACAAUUCUUGCCGUGGCAGAACAUUGCUGUUGUUGUUGCAAUGGGAUCAGUCCCAUUAACCGUCAUUGUGCUGUACUGCCUUAUCUACAAAGGAGUGAAGAAAUGUUCAAAACAUGCUCACACACUGGCGACUGUUCAUGGUGUUUAUGAGGAAGUCCCAGCUCUCCUCCAAGCGACCUCCGUUCCUGCUCAAACAGUGGACUCAGGUGACCAAGAUGAUGUCCAGUACGCCAGCGUUCAGUUCAAGAGAUCUGGAGUUCAGCAGGUGCCACUGUACUCCACAGCCCAGAAGCCCAAGCCACACACCCAGCUGCAGGAGGAAGGGGAGGUGGAGUACGCAGCAGUCAACUUCUCUAGACCCACUGCUGCCACCCAACGGCCUGCAAACACAGUGAUCUACAGCAAGUCCACAAACAGAAAAAUGAACUCGAAGAGACCACGGGACUCUCCGCCAGCUCCACCAAGCCCAGCUGGAGUCUGAUGGUAGUGCUCGUGAAGCAAGCAGUGUGCUGUGUGCAGUUUCUGGAUAUGCUCAGAUUGUCUAAUUAUUACCUCCGCCAAGGAAGUUAUGUUUUCAUCGGGGUUUGUCUGUCUGUCUGUCUGUGAGCAAGAUAACUCAAAAAGAAAUGGAUGGAUUUUGAUGAAAUUUCCAGGGAAGUUCUGAAAUGACCCAAGGAAGAAAUCAUUAAAUUUGAGGGAGUGAUCCGUAUCACCGUUUGGAUUCAGGAGGCGGUUAUGUUUGGUUAUGUAAUGGCAUGGUAUGGCUGUGUGAUGGCCGUGUGGUGGCGAUUUCAAUAGGCUAGGUUCAAAUGUAUGACAACCAAGAAGAACAAUGCAGGCGGAGGUCUGUGCUCUCUGAGUGCUUUUCUAGUUGCUGUAUGAGUUCACUAUUUGACAUCGUUUAUGUGAGUACCCAUAUCAUGAUGAAUUUUGUAUGCUAUGCUGUGGAAUCCUUUUCUUUUCCCGUGCAUGCACAUACAGACAUGGACAGGAACACAUAUGUGUAUACACUCACACUCACAAACACACAAAAAAACAAACAAACACACACACACACGACACGUGCAAUAGACUGCAGAAUAGUUGUUCCUGUAACUGUGCCUGCUUUACUUUUGCCUUACUUUCAAUUCACGCUAACACAAACACAUAGACGCACAUGCGCGUGUGCACACACACACACACACACACACACACACACAAACACGUACUGUACAUGCUCACACACACUGUUCAGCAGACCAAAAAGGUCACUCCUGUCUGUCCCUUAAAUUCCAUGCCAUUUCUUUUCACACCAGAUUUAAAUGUAUGACUUAAGCAACAUAUCUGAUUCUCUUUCAGUUUUUUGAAACAAUA